Molecule: messenger RNA, 1790 nt
Organism: Hippoglossus stenolepis (Pacific halibut)
Lineage: Eukaryota; Metazoa; Chordata; Actinopteri; Pleuronectiformes; Pleuronectidae
Gene: bbof1a
Product: basal body-orientation factor 1
Exons: 11
Coding region: 99-1667 (522 amino acids)
Source: RefSeq, a predicted model, not a curated record
ACACAAACACUGGGAGCAGGAUACAGGAGCUCACUGUUCUUACCGUUGGCCAAACCUUUACAAAAUCCCUAAUAAUUUAGCCGGUAAAAGGAGCAGAGAUGCCGAAGAAGAAAGUUUCCAAACUAAAAAAGGCGAAAGCAGGCAAAGGGAAGAAAGACGGGAAACAGGAGGCGAAGGCAGACAGGGAGACUGAGGUAGAGAAAGCUAAAGCCAACGCCGCCCUGUGGGAGUUGAGGUUAAGGGUCACAGAUCAGUCGCUCGUGCAGUAUCAAGAGGGCUGCGGCAAACUGGCACGCGCCAACCAGGAGCUCACCAACCACCUCUACCGUGUGGAGAAGGACAGCAUCGAUAUCAGUGUCUGUAUGCAGAGACAGGAUGCUGCUAAAGAGAAGAAGAUCAGUUUGCUGCAGAAAAGCCUCAAAAGUCAAGAGGCCGAUGCACGUGAAGAGCAAAACAAACUGGCUGAAGAUUACAUACUUCAACUCAGCGAGAUGAAGGGACUGUUCAGAAAGAGGUCCAGUGACUUUAACAUGAUCCAGGAUGGAACGAGGAAAAUCAAGGAGUUUCAGACGAGGAAAGCCCAGAUGGAGCAGGAGCUGAGUGAUAUCAGAGAAAGCAUGGAUAGUGCUGACAAAGGGCACAGGGAAAACCUGAACAAAAUGGAGUGCAGAUUCUUCAAAGAAAAGGCUCGUCUGGAGAGAGAAGCGGAGGAAGCGAUAGCCGUGGCGGCAGACCGGGCCCACAAUGAAGCCAUUGUGCAGUUGGACGACGCAUCCCGCUCUGUGUUCAAGGAGAAUGUGCGUCUCAACGAAGCUCUGAAAUAUCACAUAAAGGAAGCGGGGGACCUGCAGAAACUGACAGACUCGCUGGGAAGGCAAAACGCUUCGCUGGCCCUGGACAAGAAAACCUGCGAGUUGAUGGUAAAGAAGAAUGCAGCUCAGAUGGCGGCCCAGAAAGAUGAGGUAUCUAAACUAAGGGCCAAGGUCAUGUCCUUGGAGAAGGCUCUGGACCUGAAGGGCAGGGAACUCCAGCGAGAGGAAAAGGAGGAGAAGAUGCUGGUCAGUCACCAGGCCGGCCAGAUCGAGCUGGAGAAGCUCCAGAAGGUGCUCGGCAUGCGAGAGAGAGAACUGGGGCACAUCAAGGGGCUGGCGAGCACUAUAGUGGAGCAGCGUACGGAGCUGGAGCAGUUCUUCCACGAGUCACUGGCUCAGGUGAAGCAGGAGAUCGAGGCCAGCAGGCUGCAGUACAAGAAGGAGGCUCUCCAGGCUUAUCGCUGGAGGCUGAGAGAAGCCACAGCAGGAAAGCUAAAGUUCCCACCCAUCCGCACCUUCCGUAAAACACCCCACAGUACCAACUCUGUCUAUUCAGACAUGGAGGCAGCCGCGACGUGGACUCAUCAACCAGGCAGCGAAGUUGAAAUCUCGGAUCUCACUUGGGAGCAGAGGGAACAAGUGCUCAGGCUUCUCUUUGCGAAAAUGAAUGGGCAGCGGGAAAGGAAAGCCGGCCAACAUCUGGCUUUGUCUGCCUCCUCUGAGAAGAAGAGCCUCGUGGACAGCGAUGCUGCCGGAAUUAGAGAGGAGCUCUCGCCGGCGACCUUCAUCACCCAGGCGCCUGAGUUCGCUCUGCCCUCGAACCCAAACACCCUGCCGGAUAUACACACCACAUGACCUCCGUGUGGCCUCUCCAUUGCACAUCACACUCUGGAUUGUUUGCCUCUUGCUCUGUGCGCUUUCCACAAGAGUGUCAAUCAUGUGUUUUUGUAGAAUACAAGUGUUUUGUUGGUGCUCAUU